Carica papaya (papaya) is the source of this 1337-nucleotide messenger RNA. The record is from RefSeq and is a predicted model, not a curated record. NCBI's taxonomy places the organism in Eukaryota, Viridiplantae, Streptophyta, Magnoliopsida, Brassicales, Caricaceae.
CCACUUCUACUUCUGCCUUCACUAACACUAAUGCUACCAGUACCAAUACUGGUGUUACCAAAGCAUCAGGAGGCAGUAGUUAUGCAGAGGAUUAUUCUAGGAAUUCCAUUUCGAUUUCUUCUUUUGAUGAAGCCGGCCGGGGUUUAAUAACUGCACCAAGUCAAAACCUGCUACCACCAACACCUGAAGUUGCUGAAAGAACCAGGCUGCCUAGUUUGGCUGUAAGCUCAAAUCGUCGCCUUGAUGGAGUUCCUCUCCAGCCUCUUGACCUGCUUUUGUAAGCAGCUGAAUUCCCAUGCAGACGACGAGUGGAAACUCUCCUUCGAUCCUCGCACUCUGCAGAUCGCCACCAACUUCUUCUCUGACCUCAACCUGGUUGGCAAACACGGCUUUUGCCCUGUUUACAGGGGAUUGAUGCCAAAUGGUCAAGAAGUAGCCGUCAAGAAGCUUCCAAAGGCGUCAAGGGAGAGCUCAAGAGAAUUCAGAAUGGAGAUAGACAUACUAGUGGAAAUCCAGCACAAAAACUUGGUUACCUUCCUAGGGUAUUGUGAAGAAGGUCCUGAGAUGAUGCUUGUUUAUGAGUAUCUGCCCAACAAUAGCCUUGAAUUCUUUCUCUUUGAUAAAGACAGGUCUUGGUGGCUGGACUGGAAAAGGCGAUUUCAGAUCAUAAAAGGUGUGGCAGAUGGUCUUCUCUACCUCCAUGAAGAAGCUUUUAUAAGGAUUGUUCAUAGGAAUAUUGGAGCUUGUAAUGUUUUGCUAGAUGAGCAGUUUAAUCCAAAGAUUUCAGCACUUGGCCAAGCAAAGCUCUUCCCGGGGAACGUCAUCCAUAUUAUCUGCAGGGUAUCUGGGAUUAUUGGUUAUAUGGCCCCUGAAUAUGAACUGCAUGAAAAAUUGACUGAGAAGGCUGAUGUUUUCAGUUUUGGAAUCUUGGUUCUAGAGAUAGUAAGUGGAAUAAGCAGCCGUAACCUGCGCCAGAGUGGAGAUAUGAGUGAUUUGCUGAGUUAUACAUGGAGGCUUUACGAAGAAGAUGAGGCCUUGGAAUUAGUCGAUUCAAGUCUUGCUUCGUACAACCGCAACCAGGCAGAAUUGUGCAUUAAGUUAGGAUUAUUAUGUUGUCAAGAAAGUGUUGAUGCUAGGCCAGAUAUGAAAUCUAUUAAUCUCAUAUUGUCAGCUGAUUUGCCUAUUUUGCGAAAACCUAUUAAGCCAAGAUUUGAAUUUCGAAACUUUAAUUCUUAGACGGAAGAGUCGGUUAAAUCUCAUCUCUGUUUCUUGUUGUGAUCAAGCUAGAUGAUGACGACCACUUAUUUGUGAAUAAUUUGUUCCAUUAGUAUCUUAUA